Molecule: messenger RNA, 2199 nt
Organism: Lithohypha guttulata
Lineage: Eukaryota; Fungi; Ascomycota; Eurotiomycetes; Chaetothyriales; Trichomeriaceae
Gene: DML1
Product: mtDNA inheritance, partitioning of the mitochondrial organelle
Exons: 5
Coding region: 1-2199 (732 amino acids)
Source: RefSeq, a predicted model, not a curated record
AUGUCGGGAGCAGAGACGAGCUCAGUGGGCGAGCUAAUAGAGCUUGUACUGCGAUCAGGAUCAGCUCCUAUCCCUGGGCAGCCUGCAGCAUCUUCCUCGAACGAGGUUCCAGAUACAGCAUCAACACCACGUCGCAAGAAAACCACAAAAGGGCUAUUAACAGGUCGUGGCGGCUCUUCUGGUGGCACCAAGACCAGGUCUCCGGGAGGACACCGUGGUGGAGGUGGCAGAACAUUGAGCAGGUUGAACACACCAAUCAAAAGGUCUGGCACUGAGGAUGGAACAUCUGAUGCAGACGAGUGUCCUCAACCCAAGAAAUCCAAGCCCGAUAAGUUACCACCUUAUAUCGUUGGAAUUGACCUAGGGAUGUGGGGAUUUGGACGAGCGAGCGCUCCUCAACAAUCAGAUCCAGCUAACGUGCAUGCCAGACAACAGUGGCCCGGCGUACGCAGCAAGGAGUCGAAAGCGCCAUCGAUGGUAGCCUUUGCGAGGGACAAUCCGGGCAACAGGCUCUUCACGGGUAACACUAAGGAGCUUGUAGGCUUUAAAGUCACAAAUGACAUGUCCUCAGUCUCGUUCUUUAAAGCAAGCCUGGAACAAAGAUCUCAAGCAGGCAGCUUUGACAAUCCGGUCCUGCGUGACCCGGUCGCCAACAACCUUAUCCGCUUUAGCAGCUCCACAAAGGAUGAAGAGGCAGCAAAAGCUGUUCUGAAGUACAUCUACGAAAUUGAGAUCCAGAAUGCCAAAACGAAGCUGAAAGAUGUCUUCAGCAGAACGCCGGUCAUAACAGUCCUUACUCAUCCAGCAGCAUGCAGUUUCCAGCGAAAACUCGAAGACAUUGCAAAGGAAGCUCGCGUGGCUUCUCGGAGAGGCGACAAGCUGCUACUCCUCUCUGAGUCCCAGGCCGCCGUGAUGGCAGGCUUUGUGAAUCACCUGACUGAGGCUGGCAGUGAGGCAUGGAAGACCGAUUUCAAAGUUGGUCAUCACUCCAGUACCAGGAGAUCGCUGCUGACUUGGACACAGGAAGGCGAACUGGUAACAGAACUCGACAUAGGAUCUCUAACCACCGACACCACAACAGAGAGAGUUCUGACGAAUGAUCCAACAUUGACCCUUAGAGAAGAGCUUCGAUCAGAAGGUGGUAGAUGUGGCACAAUAGCCCUCCAUCUUAUGCUCUUGCGAGCCAUAAUGCGAAAAUUCGGCAUUCAGGAGGACGCCAUUACUCCAGAGCUGGUGGGUCGUGGCUCGAAUUUUCACACAGAAUGCGAGGAAGAACUGGAGAUCUUUGGUGGUGCUGACAGUGGUGAUCGACACAGUUUUAGGCUCUCGCUAGAUCAGGCUCCUGACCAUGAUGAUUAUGACGAGGAAACUGAGGAGUGCGUCAUGAGCAGGUACAGUCCAUACUAUUCCCCAUGUUUUGCGAGACAAUAUGCUGAUCCAAGAAGUGGAGAGAUUGAUCAGGUGAUAGAAGAGUGGUUGGUCUAUCCUAAACAGAUUCUGACCGAUCAAUGGGUUCGAGCACAAGCAAACUUGGGCAAGAGAGUCCGGACUACCAUAAUUUCUGGUGGUGGGAGCUUAAUCGAAGCAGUCUUUGAAAAGCUUGAAGGAUUUUGCAAGAACUAUAAGUGGGCAAUCACCGCCAUUAGGCCAGGCGAUGCCAUAUCUGCCGUCAGCAGAGGAGCGGUAAUCAGCCAGCUCUGUCCUAACCUCUUAGGAGAGCGGGUGCUUCGCGCGAGUUUUGGUAUCAAGCUGAAUCACUUUGGUACAGACACCAUGAAGUGGCUCGAGAGCAAGGAUAACAUCAUCGAUUGUCGAAAGCCCAAGGUUCUCAAUGAGGCACCAGGCCAUCUUUCAUUCAAUCUCCACAAGAUGCUGAACGGAAUCUCAAAAUUUUGGCUCAAUGUGUAUAUGUUUGAUGGAAUGUCAAGCAACCCCUUGGACCCUGACGAUCAGCGCAUUGAACAUGUUUCCCAGAUAGUACUCGAUGCGUCAAAAUUUUCACAACCUUUGCGCUCGGCGCUCGAAGGCAGGCUCUCGGAGUACGAGGGCGACGACGUGAACGGUUCAUGUAUCGACGUUGCGAUUCGGUUGGGUGUCGAUGAGUCCGGCAAGCUGUAUUUCGAUGCCAAGUAUCAAACCUAUGUGCUUGGCAAGGGCGAGUUGCGCAUGAAUGUGACCAAGAGCCCUAUAUAUCGAUGA